AAAAAGGUUCUACUGUACUGUGCCAGAGGUUUUCUACUGUAUCACUGUGGUAUCGAUUACUUUAUUAACAUAUGACUUAAGGUCGUCAAAUUAUUUGUGAGUGAAAAAUUGUUUGAAAACAAAUGGAGUUUAUGAUGAUAUGGGUUGAUUUUGAUUAUUUUUUGAUGUUUUCGUGUAACUAAAAUUAUAAAGUAUUAUGACGAACCUGUUGACUCGAUAUAAACAAGCAGUUCGGAAGCAAAAUGUUUAUUACUCCAAAGGAAUUGCUGGCGAACUAGGAAUGGGUGGAGAAAGUUUGUCAUCAAGACAUGCAUGGACUAAAGGCAGUGCAAUUCGAAAAGUUGGUGUACUUUUCGUUGCCAUUUGCUUCUUAUUAUAUGUUUUAUGGGGGACUUUGACUGUUACUAUUGCUGACUCUACCGAGGACAUUCUCUCAGAUGAGACAGUGCAUACACGGCUCAACGAGUCUUACCUGGUUUGCAACGAAAUUUUUGUUGAUCAUCGAGUUUUUGUUCAGGACCACCGACUCCACGAUUAUGAAACUUUAACUAUGAUAUAUUUCGUGACGCCCACAUAUCCUAGACGAGAACAAAUACCUGAGCUCAUUCGGUUGUCAAAUACAUUACUUCAUGUACCACGUAUUCAUUGGAUUCUUGCAAAUGAUCAUUAUGCUUGCAAUGCUUAUCUUGACGGUUUACUCAGAAAAAUUGGUUUACCUUUUACGCAUUUGGCAAGUCCUAUGCCAGAAUCUUAUCGUAAGAAGAAGCCAAUGCCUCGUGGUGUAGCAAACCGACGGGCAGCAAUGCAAUGGUUACGGCAACGAAAUAUCACAAACGGAAUUCUCUAUUUUGGUGAUGAUGACAAUACAUAUGAUUUAAGGUUAUUCUCUGAAAUAAGAGAUACACAACGCGUUUCUAUGCUUCCUGUAGGACUAAUUGAAGAGUACGUAAGUGGACCAGUUGUAAGAAAGGGGAAAGUUGUUGGAUUUCUAGAUUCAUGGGUAGCUGAUAGGCGUUGGCCAGUGGAUAUGGCAGGAUUUGCAACGAACUUGGCAUAUAUGGCUCUGUAUCCAAACGCUAGCAUGCCUUAUAAACCGGGCUAUGAAGAGGACCUUUUUCUACGCAGUAUCCGAUUAAAUUUGAAUAUAAUUGAACCUAAAGCAAAUAACUGUACAGAAAUACUCGUUUGGCAUACACAGACGAAGAGUCAUGAGCGAACUACUCUGCGUAUUAGCAACAAAUAUCUCGACGAUCGUUCAAAUCUUGGCGCACUCAUAAGAUCAUUGAAUGAAAUGGGUGUCGCACACUAUUCAGAUAACGAGGGACAAACGGCUGUUAUAAGCAAAAAUGGAAAAGCUAAACCAAUAAGCUUUUUUUUAAGCUGAAACUAAUUUUAUUUACAUAGAUAUUUAAAACGUACCUGGCACGCUGAAAAGCCAUUGUUUGAACAUUACCCUGUGAGCAUUCUCAUAAAGUUUGAGAAUAGGGAAAAUUCGAUGGAUCAGAUCCAGAUCAUACGUGGAAUUAUACGUCGUUUUCUUCCUCUUCUUAAGAUUGAAUACAAUUCUAUGCGAUCAAAAAAUAUAUUUGUUAUAGCUUUGCCAGUUGACUGAUGCGUCCUUCGGGCUACCUCGGUCAACUUCAAUUUGCGGUUGUCCAAAAUUAAGUUGUGAAUUUAUUCUUGCUUCCGUGUUUAACAUACUUUUUAAAACAAUCGAUGCGUUCCUUGUUUCCGGUACUCAUACGGCUUAUACGAAGGGCAAAAUCCAGAUAAUCUUCAUCGAGCAGCUUUUAGAGACCAAUUAUUAAAAAAUAAUGUUUUAUUAAUUCACAUAAUCUAUUUUGCUUUUGUUUUCAAAUAAAACCUUGUCAUUUAAAAUUCGA
Messenger RNA from Zeugodacus cucurbitae (melon fly), 1883 nucleotides. Its product is annotated as galactosylgalactosylxylosylprotein 3-beta-glucuronosyltransferase S. Gene Ontology annotation, biological process: chondroitin sulfate proteoglycan biosynthetic process; carbohydrate metabolic process. The transcript has 6 exons. The coding region runs from base 197 to 1384 and encodes 395 amino acids. Gene Ontology annotation, cellular component: Golgi membrane. Lineage: Eukaryota; Metazoa; Arthropoda; Insecta; Diptera; Tephritidae. The record is from RefSeq and is a predicted model, not a curated record. Gene Ontology annotation, molecular function: galactosylgalactosylxylosylprotein 3-beta-glucuronosyltransferase activity.